GGCGGGACGGCUUGCGGAGUACUUCCGGGUCAGGGGUCGCCCAUGCUAGUUCCAUGUGGAGCGGUGGACCUGGAGCAGAAGCUGAUCGCACAUCCGCAUAGAGUUUUUUCUUUUCACUUCUGAACGCGGACCUCACAGCGAGCCGCCGAGAUGACUUCUUUAGCCCAUCAGCUGAAGCGCCUGGCACUACCACAGAAUGACCCCAGCCUGCUCAGUCGGCACCAGGCCGCAUCACUUCUGUUUGACCCUAAGGAAGCCGCAACUAUCGACAGAGAAACCUUUUUUGCUCUCGGAUGCACUGGGCUUGAAGAGCUCAUGGGGAUUGACGCCUCCUUUGCCGUCUUCGAGGAAACUCUGUUCAGUAACACUUCUCAAAGCUUGGAGCGCAGUGUGCAAACCAAAGCCGUGAACCAACAGCUGGACGAGAGCAUAGCCUUGUUUCUUACCCACCUUUCCCCGUACUUCAUGCUGAAGCCAGCCCAGAAGUGCAUGGAAUGGCUUAUUCACAGGUUUCAUAUCCAUCUCUACAAUCAAGACAGUCUGAUAGGCUGUGUUCUGCCAUAUCAUGAAACAAAAUUAUUUGUCCGAGUCAUUCAGCUCUUGAAGAUUGAAGACCCCACGCACAAGUGGAACUGGCUGCAUCCAAUUCAGAAACCGGGGGUCCCUCUUGCCAGAAGCACCCUAAUCACACAUUGCUACAAGGACAUGGGGUUUAUGGAGUUUAUUUGCAGUUUGGUCACGAAAUCUGUGAAGGAGUUUUCAGAAGACUCGGAAGGCAAGGCCAAGCUGAGGGUCCUGAUAUCGUUUUAUGUCUCCGCCAUAGUGGCCGCUUUGGAUGCUGCGGAUAAGAUCUCUGACACAUUUGUCGCCAAACUCCUUCCUUAUGUGCAGAAGGGGUUGAAGUCUUCUCUGGUAGAUUACAAAGCUGCCACCUACAUGAUAGUCUGCCAGUUAUCUGUGAAAACGGUCAUGGAGCCAACGUUGGUGAAAGCCCUAGCAUCACAGCUCAGCCGCAACCUGCUGAAGACACCAUCUCUGGUCCGGGAAGGCGUGGGGUCCAUAAUCAUUCUUUUACAGAGUCAGCAGUCCAAAAACGUGGGGAAGAAACCAUUUUUACAUCUCUGUAAGGUCCCAGAAUUGGUCAGUGUGCUUCAGAAAAUCUCUUCCUCCCACGACACAAGCUCCUUAUUGGAAUACCUCCUCCCGAAUCUAGUCCAUGCCAUCGUUCCCUCCCCCGCAGAACAACAUGAAGAUGUCCUCAGCCCUGAGUUGUGUAGAAGUAAUCUAGAAGCAAUCCUUCAGAACAUCCCGCUGCAGAAAGACUUGGAUAAGCUAGUAGCUCGCACGUUCCUGGAGGAAUUCCUUUUAUAUGGAGAAGAACAUCAAGCAGACGAUGACAAGAUGGCUGAACUGAGCCAAUGUUUUCUCCCGCUCAUCAGGCUGUUUGAAAACAAAUAUCCUGAAGCUCUGGAUUUUGUCUUGGAAAGACAGCUGAAGGAUGCAAAAGACCAAGAGAAACAAGACUUGUUUCACCAGUUCAUUGCGCUCUCUACCAGUGGAGGAAAACAUGAGUUACUGGCGGACUGUGACACCUCGCUCCUGCUUAGCUUGAACCACCCCCAGGCCGCCGUAAGACACCUCGCUUUACUGCAUCUUAAGGACGUCAUUCAGAAGUCCAAGGCUGGUUUUGAGGAGUCCUUUAUUAAAGAAGCGAUUCUAGCUCGUCUCAAGGAUGAUGACAUUGAGGUGCUUUUGUCUGCCUUGCAGUCAUUUAAGCUUUACCUCAGCCACUUUGAUGCAGAAGAAAUGGUUUCAGUUCUUCUCGACUUGUUUGAUCGUGCAGAACUUUCUCAGACUGAUGGCUGGUCGAAAGCUAUUGAAGAAGCUACAGAACUUAUUAUUCAAGAAAAUGCCAUCAAAGAUCACCCUGAGCUUUGUAAUAAAGUGAUAAUGGCCGUGAUACCGCACAUGGUUUUCACAAGCAACCAGGUCAACUCUGCGGAGAGCACCAUGGCUGUGUACCUGGGAAGAAGUGGUCUUUGUCUCCUGCACCCAUUAUUAAAAGGCUGGCCAGAAGCACUUGGUGAUGGCUUAGAAAAUGCUCAGUCUGGAAAUUGUGCUGUGGCUGUAAACGCCAGCUUUUCUCAGCUGUUGUCUGCCAACAUGGCUGCCAUGGACUCAUCGAUGGUUUUAAAGACGGUUGAAGAUUUGCUGCACGUAGCUGACAAGGACACGAUCUUGGUGAGAGAGAAGGUGACUUUUCUUGUUCUCAGUCAUGCCCUGGUGACCGGAUGUUCUACAUGCCAGGACCCUGAGCUGCAGGUCUCAAUCCGAAUCUUCCAGCUGCUUGACAAGAAACUGAGGAAUGUGCUGGCUGUGGAACAGGAUACCUCAGAUAAGUGGCUGCUGACUAAAUCAAGCGGGGAGCAGCUUCAGAGGACUGUCUUGACUGAGUACAUUAAGAAGUUGAAUGCUGGAGAGAGCGUGGACUUGGAGGAGGCUGUAUUGCUCAUGCUGAGAUUGCAGAACUUCCUGAAAAACCUAAAAUGUCCAGAAUCUUUCCCUAAAGGUGAAACUUGGUGGAAUCCUGAAACCAUGGAUAACCUGAGCAAGAACUACCUGCAGCUUCUUAUUGGCCUGUUUGAUGUGAUCGUCAUUGGUGCCAGUGAAGGAAACCAUACUGAGAACUUCCGAGCUCUCUUGGGCAUUUUAUUCUCCGGUUGUUUAAAAGGGCCGCUGAAACUGUUCAGUUUCCUCUGUCUUCUUUGGACCUAUAGCUACAACCACUCAGGUCCUGUGGGCUGCACAGUGAAUGCGGUGUUACAAACCCGAGCCUUCUACAUCGGCCAAGCCUUACUAACAUCACAGUCUGGUCCUACAAAAAGAGACUUUAAAUCAAUUUCAUCCCCAGUGGCCGUGUCUUUGCUGCUUAACCUGGCUAAUCCUAUAAGAGAGGUGCGUAGAGGCGCCAUGGCUUGCUUAAGUGCCCUUAAUAUGGCAAAGGAAUCACCGCUUCACCCAGUCAUGCAGGGAGUGAUGGAAAGAACCGAGGAGAUAGUUGCCGAUCCUAACUACGUGGCCCAGGCUUUAAACAGUGCGUUUGAACAGAUGCAAGCAUCCGCCUCUUCCAAGGCUUCUCCAAAGCUCAACGCAUUGAAGGAACUUUUGAGCCUUCUACAGAACCCAAGCUGCCCCUCGUAUGUUGGUACAGUUUUAAUGAAGGUGCUUCAAAGCGUAAAUGGUGAGGAUCUUCUGGUUCAGUUAUUGUCAGUUUUGAAAAGACUACUGGAUAAAGUAACGCAAUCUCCAAGUGACGUUCUACCAGAUGAGGCCUUGCUGCUUCACCUCCUCCUGGGCAAGUUUAAUGAGUAUUCUGCUGGCCUCUUAUCCACUAACCCUCAGUGCCUAGAUGUCUUUGUACAAGCUCUUAAGACCCCUCAGAUCUUCUCGGAUGGGGUGCCCUCCUUCCAGAUUACUGCUCUUGGACAAAUUACUAAGGCUUUCUUUUCCGCUCUUGAUGGGGCUGUCCAGCAGAAGCUUCUGGGUGUUCUUUUUGAUUUGCUUGUGGAGAGCAAGAACCCUGCAUGUGUUCAGGCGGUCAGCAGCGCUUUUAAGUCGAUUUCUGUAAAUGCCGUGCAUGUCGGUGCGGAGCUUGAACCUCCUGGAAGAGACAAGACGGUUUCCUCUGUGCGAGAAACCAGAAGGAGUAAAAUGCAGACCCAAAGGAAGCAGCAGGCAGAUGAGGUAGAAGGGAGUGUGAACUGGCCUAGGACUACGCUUAUCUUGGAGCUGCUACAACACAAGAAGAAGCUGAAGGAACCUCAACACUUAGUGCCUACUCUCUUCUACCUAUUGUCAAGGUGUCUUGAGCCUUCAAAUCCAGAGCAGGACAACAUGGAGUACACCAAACAGCUAAUCCUUAGUUGUCUUCUCAACAUCUGUCAGAAGGUUUCACUUGAUAAUGAAAAUGAUGCAAAAGAAAUACUGGAUGAGGAAAAGUUCAAUGUGGAGCUUAUUGUUCAGUGUGUGAGGACCUCUGAGAUGCCACAGACUCAUCAUCAUGCUCUUCUUCUCCUGGGAACCGCUGCUGGAAUUUUCCCUGAUAAAGUACUGCACAACAUCAUGCCCAUCUUCACUUUCAUGGGGGCCAAUGUUAUGCGUCUGGAUGACAGCUACAGUUUCCAGGUCAUCAGUAAGACCGUGCAGGCUGUGAUACCUGCACUGAUACAGGCAGGGGAGCAAACCUCCAAGGAGACCAACGAAGAUGUGGAGAAGGUGGUUGAGAAGAUUAUUCAUGUGUUUGUGGAUGCUCUCCCUCAUAUCCCAGAACACAGGCGACUGUCCAUCCUGUCCCAGCUUCUGGACACUGUGGGAGCAGAACGAUUCCUCUGGGUGCUCCUCGUUCUUCUUUUCCAACAACAUGUGACCAAAACUGUGACUGUGGCCACCAAUGGAGAGAAGGAUGCAGUGUUGGAGCGCGACACCGAAUUUUGGGUAUCUGUCUGCUGUGAAUUCAGUGUCCAGAAUCAGCUGGAGAGUUUGAUCAGUCUUCUAAACUUCCUCAGCAAACUUCCAGAAAAUAAAGAAGAAGAUGAACCGCAACAGAAGAAAAACAAAUUGCGGAAGCAGAAGGCUCGGAAAGAGGACACAGAACUCUUCAAUGUCACAACCCAUUCUGCUAAGCAGCUGCGUCACUUUAAGUUUUUAACGGUGUCUUUCAUGGCAAACCUCUUGGCUUCUCGCAGUUUUGUCGGCAAGGUGGUUGAGUGUGAAGCCGCGGAGGAAUUGCAAAAACUGGAGCAAAGGAUAUUAGAAGAAAUUCUCUGCUAUAUCAAAUUAGUCGCUGGCUCUGUGGAAGCAAAUGCAGACAAACCGACUGCAAAGUUCUGGCGAGCUCUUCUCAACAAGUCCUAUGAACUGCUGGACAAGAUCAAUGCUCUCUUGCCUACUGAGACCUUUAUCCUUGUGGUCCGUGGACUGAUGUCUAAUCAUCUGCCGUCCGUGCGACGCAAAGCAAUGGAUCUCCUUAACAACAAGUUACAGCAUCAAACACAGUGGAAAGACAAACAGAUUGAGUUAAUGUUGGGACUCGUUAAGGACCUUCUUUCUGUCGCACAAAGGAAAGGAAGCGGAGAAGGCGAAGAACAGGCCAUUAACAGGCAGACUGCUCUCUACAGCUUAAAACUACUCUGCAAAUGCUUUGGCUCUCAUAGGCUGCAAGUAUUUGUUCCGGUUCUUAAGGCAGCAGUCGACCUUGUAUCUGCGAAGCAGCCGGAGGAGAAGAAUGUUGUAGGCAGUGCUUUACUGUGCAUUGCUGAAAUCACUGGCACCAUCAAGGCCCUCGCCAUUCCCCAGCUGCCUCGGCUGAUGCCAGCCCUCCUCUCUACCCUGAAGCAUCGGAAGGAGUUACUCACUAAUGAGAUUCAUCUUCUAAGCACAGUAACUGUUCUGCAGAAAGUUAUGGAGACCCUCCCAAACUUCCUAAGUCCCUACCUACAAGAGGCGUUGCUCCAGGUUACCCGUCUGGAUAAGAUUGCUGCCAAAGUGGGACCCACAUCUCAGCUUUCAGUCACGGUGACCGCACUGAAAACUACUUUGGCGACAAAACUAGAAGCCAGAGUUCUUCUCCCAGUGAUCACUAAGUGCUACUGUCAUCUCCUGGACACACAGCAGCAAAAGUGCAUUGGAUCCCUAAUGGACAUACUGAGGGAACAUAUUGCCACAAUGGAGAAGCAGCAGCUGUCAUCCCAUCAGUCUGAACUGACCACAUUCUUCCUCAAAGCCAUGGAUUACAGAGCAGAACAUACUGAGAGUGACCUGGAAGAGGUGGGCACCACGGAAGGCCAUAUCAUUAACUGUUUCAUCAUCAUGGUCAUGAAGCUUUCAGAAGCCACUUUUAGGCCACUUUUCUUUAAGCUCUUUGACUGGUCCAAAACAGAGGGAUCCUCAAAAGACCGGCUCCUCACCUUCUACCGCUUGGCUGAUUGUAUUGCAGAGAAGCUCAAAGGACUUUUUACCUUGUUUGCUGGUCACCUUGUUAAGUCUUUUGCUGAGAUAUUGAACGAGACGAAUUCUAUGAAAACCGAUGAAGCAUUUUUUGAAUCUGACAACAAUGAAAAAAGUUGCCUUCUCUUGGAGUUUGUACUCAACUGUCUGCACAAAAUCUUCUUGUACGAUACUCAGCAUUUUGUUAGCAAGGAGAGAGCAGAGGCGUUAAUGAUGCCCUUGGUGGAUCAGAUUGAAAAUUUACUUGGAGGAGAUGAAAAGUACCAGAUAAGAGUGAGCCGCAGCCUGGUUCCUUGCAUUGCUCAGUUCUCUGUUGCUAUGGCUGAUGAUUCCCUGUGGAAACCUCUCAACUACCAGAUACUUCUAAAGAUGCGCGACUCCUCUCCUAAGGUUCGCUUUGCUGCACUGCUUGUCCUGGUUGAUUUGGUGGAAAAACUGAGAGAAAACUACAUGGUCCUGCUGCCAGAGACUAUCCCAUUCCUGGCAGAACUCAUGGAAGAUGAAUGUGAAGAGGUGGAACAGCAAUGCCAGAAGACUAUCAAGCAGCUGGAAAUUAGUUUGGGAGAAUCGCUGCAGAGCUAUUUCUAAGAGGUCUUCGUUCAAAUCCACCCUUAACCGAGUUCGGCCAUUCCGGAAAAAUCAAAAGCUUAUGUUUAAAGGCGUUUUCUGGUUUCAAUCAACAUAAUAUCUGUUGAAAACCAUAGAAAUCCCAGAAAACCCCUUGAAGUCAGAAACCAAAAGACGACUAGCUGAACUUUUGAGAGUGCACCGCCAAAGUUGGAAAACACAUGGACAAGCUGGAGGAGAUCUGAAGAUUUGAAAUACAGUAAAAUUUCUAAUAUUGUAAAAGUCCUUUUUCUUCCAGCAGUGUUUACCACAAUGAUCAACUGAUCUGAUCAUUUUAGGUUUAUCGGUCAUUGGGGUGAUUGUAAGGCUGUGUGUACCUGACAUCAUUGUAUGUAGCAUGCUACAGUGUAGCCUUGGAGCCCUUCACUGUUCACAUUUUGUAUUGCACAUUUUGAAUACGGACAUUUUGUAAAGAAAUACGGUAUAUGCUUGAAUGUCUUAGAUUAAAUACAUAU
Messenger RNA from Bufo bufo (common toad), 7088 nucleotides. It is a transcript of the gene HEATR1, whose product is annotated as HEAT repeat containing 1. Gene Ontology annotation, biological process: positive regulation of transcription by RNA polymerase I; maturation of SSU-rRNA from tricistronic rRNA transcript (SSU-rRNA, 5.8S rRNA, LSU-rRNA). Gene Ontology annotation, molecular function: snoRNA binding. The record is from RefSeq and is a predicted model, not a curated record. The transcript is spliced from 45 exons. NCBI's taxonomy places the organism in Eukaryota, Metazoa, Chordata, Amphibia, Anura, Bufonidae. Gene Ontology annotation, cellular component: small-subunit processome; 90S preribosome; t-UTP complex. Bases 151 to 6594 code for a protein of 2147 amino acids.